Molecule: messenger RNA, 3129 nt
Organism: Penicillium diatomitis
Lineage: Eukaryota; Fungi; Ascomycota; Eurotiomycetes; Eurotiales; Aspergillaceae
Gene: rna14
Product: cleavage polyadenylation factor subunit RNA14
Exons: 5
Coding region: 1-3129 (1042 amino acids)
Biological process (GO): mRNA 3'-end processing
Cellular component (GO): nucleus
Molecular function (GO): protein binding; mRNA binding
Source: RefSeq, a predicted model, not a curated record
AUGGCGGACCAUCAGGAGAUGAAAUCGCACCCUCAGGCGCAAGCUACUGAGAUAGAGUUGACUGUCUCCACAGACCCGGAGGAGCUUGCUGGUGAUGAUAUGGAUGAGGAGGAAGAAUACGACCCCUCCAGGACAUUUGGUGACGAGGAAUACCCAAGCUCUGAGCCUGAACAGACUUCAGAUCUCACAGAGACUCCUCAGCCGCCACCACACCACGCCAAUGAAGCUGACCAACAGGAACCCGAAGCUGAACACGACGACAUCAAAUCGAGUGUGACAUCGAACGAGGCGAGUGGAGACGUCGCGAGUACCUCAGAUGCGCUGGAGGUAGCUGAAAACACGCCUCAAGACGAGACACAAAAUCCUCAAUCAAGCGCCUCCGCAGGAGGUCCCGGGCAGCCUCAAGUUCGCACAAUCGGGGGAUUUGAUGUCGAUGACGAGGAAGAGGACGAGCCCGAGGUUGAAACGCAGGACGGAUACAAUCAAGAAGAGCAGGAAGAAGAUGGAGAAGAAGCAGACUAUGAGCCUCCAGCUGUGCUCGGGAUGGAUGAUUCCAAUGCCAUGCCUAUGAUCAUGUCUGAAGAUUCAAGUUCAGAAAAUCAAAAUCAUACCACUUCCCCCGAUGCUUCUUCGCACUCAGUGCAGCAUUCUGUGUCUGGUCUAGAUGGUGCCACUAGCUCUUAUUCUCCUGCUCCCCUUUCCACUCCGGAUCCUUCUGCUUCGGCUUCCCAGCAGUGGACAGUGACACAAGACCCAAACAUGAACAACAGUACUGCUGAGACCCCUGUGCCCGACUCUCCUUCCACGGCAAAGGGUCGCAUGGCACAUGACCGGGUUGGCAUCUUGCAGGACCGCGUUGACGAGGACCCCAAGGGAGAUAUCUCUGCCUGGCUGGAGUUGAUUGCAGAGCACAAGGCUCGUAAUCGAUUGGACAGCGCACGAGAGGUCUACGAGCGGUUCCUGAAAGAAUUCCCAAUGGCAGCGGAUCAAUGGGUCGCAUACGCUGUUAUGGAGUCGGAACUCAACGAGCUCUUCCGGCUUGAGCAGAUCUUCAACCGAACACUGCUCACUAUUCCCAAUGUCCAGCUGUGGUCAGUCUACUUGGACUAUGUCCGUCGUCGUAACCCCUUGAGCACAGAUACUUCAGGGCAGGCAAGAAAGACCAUUUCUUCGGCUUACGAUCUGGCCAUUCAAUACGUUGGGAUGGAUAAGGACAGCGGCAAUAUCUGGACUGACUACGUGGAAUUUAUUCGAUCGGGUCCGGGCACGGUAGGAGGCUCGGGCUGGCAGGACCAGCAAAAGAUGGACCUCCUCCGCAAAGCCUAUCACAAAGCACUCUGUGUGCCCACACAGGCAGUAAACACCCUCUGGAAAGAAUAUGACCAAUUCGAGAUGGGCCUCAACAAGGUCACGGGUCGCAAAUUCCUACAGGAGCAAUCCCCGUCAUACAUGACUGCUCGUAGUUCAUACACUGAGCUGCAAAACUUCACGCGCGACCUGAUCCGAACAUCCCUGCCCCGGUUGCCUCCCGUUCCUGGUUCCGAAGGCGAUGUCGAAUUUGCUCAGCAAGUUGACAUUUGGAAGCGCUGGAUUGCUUGGGAGAAAGAGGAUCCCUUAGUGCUCAAGGAUGAUGAUGCCCCUGCUUACAAGAGUCGCGUUCUCUAUGUCUAUAAGCAGGCCCUCAUGGCGUUGCGAUUUGUGCCGGAAAUGUGGUUCGACGCCGCGGAGUUCUGCUUUUUGAAUGCAAUGGACAACGAGGGCCACGACAUGUUGAAGCAAGGCAUGGAGGCGAACCCUGAAAGUUGCCUCCUCGCUUUCAAGAUGGCCGAUCGGCUCGAGGUUAUCUCGGAUUCAGAGCAAGAUUCUUCCAAGCGAGCGGCAAAGGUUCGAGAGCCCUAUGACAAGCUUCUUGAUUCUCUCUACGACCUGUUGAACAAAGCACGUAACCGUGAGUCUCAGGACGUGACGCGAAUUGAGGAGGCAUUUGGCCAGGAUAUUACUGGCGGCCGAGGUGUGCAAGAUGACGACGACGAUGACGAUGCCGUCUCAAGCGAAGCGAAGGAGCGUGAAGCCGCGAAGCAAGCGCAGAUUGAUGCUGUGCGAAAGGCUCAUUCAAUUCAGAUCAAUCUGUUGUCAAAGACAAUCUCCUAUGCAUGGAUUGCGCUCAUGCGAGCAAUGCGCCGCCUUCAGGGCAAGGGCAAGCCGGGUGAACUUGCGGGCUCCCGACAAGUCUUCGCCGAAGCUCGAAAGCGAGGCCGGAUCACUAGUGACGUGUACAUCGCCAGUGCUCUCAUGGAGUAUCAUUGCUACAAAGAUCCCGCCGCUACUAAGAUUUUCGAGCGAGGCGCGAAGCUCUUCCCUGAAGAUGAGAACUUUGCCUUGGAAUACCUGAAACAUCUGAUCGACAUCAAUGACGUUAUCAACGCCCGUGCUGUCUUUGAGACCACCGUUCGCAGAUUAGCCGCUACUCCCGAAAAUGCACACAAGGCGAAGCCAAUUUUCGCUUUCCUCCACGAAUACGAGUCACGCUAUGGCGAUUUGGGCCAGGUGAUCAGCCUGGAAAGUCGUAUGCGUGAGCUCUACCCCGAGGAUCCUUCUUUGGAGCAAUUUUCACACCGGUUCACCACAUCGACCUUCAAUCCCAUGACAGUUCGCCACAUUCUCUCAUCCUCGCAGACUCGCCCCAAAACAAAGCAUCAACCAAUUGCUUCUGAGUAUCGAGCAACGCCUGCGCCCUACCAGGAAGGACCUUUGGAUUCACCGAAACGAGCCUAUCCUGGGGAUGAUAAGGAAUAUGACUCCGACCGACCACGUAAAUUUGCCCGUGCAGAUUCUCCCCUCAGAGGCGGGCAAAACCGACAGAUUGGUAUGCAAAAGCGUGUCACUCAAUUGAAUGGACAAAACACUUCGUCGUACAAGCCUCAAGGGUCUCCCGCUCCCCUUCCGCGAGAUGUGGUGCAUUUACUCAGCAUUAUCCCACCUGCUUCAUCCUACAAUAUCUCCCGCCUCCUACCUGAGAAGAUGGUCGAGCUUCUUCGACACGUUGAUAUUCCUGCGAGCACUGCACAUAUUCCGCUCCCAGCCAAUGUCGCAAGUCAGUACGGUGGAUCUGAACGUGCUUUUCCCUAA